This is a messenger RNA of Juglans microcarpa x Juglans regia, 1828 nucleotides long. Its product is annotated as methyltransferase FGSG_00040. The transcript has a single exon. The coding region runs from base 169 to 1779 and encodes 536 amino acids. Gene Ontology annotation, molecular function: protein binding. Lineage: Eukaryota; Viridiplantae; Streptophyta; Magnoliopsida; Fagales; Juglandaceae. The record is from RefSeq and is a predicted model, not a curated record.
UGGCGUUACAAAACAAAAUGCGAGACCAAAGGUGAAAUAGAAGAGAAUAGAAAUAAAGGAAUGUGACCGUUACAUUCCUGAUUCCCCUCGUAUUCAAAAUCCACCCAUAAACUUCACCUUUCAAAGACGGAGAGCAGGGCCUGUUUGCCUCUAUACGCUAGUGUCAAAAUGGUAGGAGAAGAACAGCAACAACCUGAAAUGGCCGAAGAGCUAAUGCAACAGCUCAGAUCCAAAGCAACGGAGCUGCUACUCAGAGAAGAAUGGAAAGAGGCCGUACUUGCCUAUUCUCAGUUCAUCAAUCUCUGCCAAGACCAAAUCUCAAUGACCCGACAGCACCCAGACCCAGAUAAACUCCCCAAGCUCCACAAAUCCCUCUGCUUAGCCCUUUCCAACCGAGCCGAAGCGCGGUCCAGGCUGCGAGAAUUUGCCGAAGCUUUGAAAGAUUGUGAUCAAGCAUUAGAAAUUGAGAGUGCCCAUUUCAAGACCCUGCUCUGCAAAGGUAAGAUUCUGCUAAAUCUGAAUAGGUAUUCAAUGGCUUUGGACUGCUUCAAGACUGCUCUGCUCGAUCCUCACGCAUGUGGAAACGCUGAAAGCCUUAAUGGGUAUUUGGAGAAGUGCAAAAGGCUCGAGUUUCUCUCUAGGACUGGAGCUUUUGAUCUAUCGGAUUGGGUUGUCAAUGGGUACCGAGGAAAGUCUCCGGAACUCGCUGAGUACAUUGGUCCGGCGCAGAUAAGGAAAUCUGCUAUUAGUGGGCGUGGACUAUUUGCAACAAAGAAUGUCGAUGCCGGGACUUUGGUGUUGGUCACCAAAGCAAUUGCCACGGAGAGGGGUAUUUUGCCUAGCGAAGAUUCGGGCGAGAAUGCCCAGUUGGUCAUGUGGAAGAAUUUUAUUGAUAGAGUUACCGGCUCCAUCACAAAGUGUCCUAGAACCCAUAAUUUGGUUAGUACAUUGUCGAUCAGCGAAGUUGAGGACGGGCUACAGGUUCCGGAUAUAAGUCUCUUUAGACCAGAGGCGGAGGAGACUAGUCAUUCUAAUGAGAAGCUUGAUAUGGGUAGGAUUUUAAACAUCUUGGACGUGAAUUCUCUGGUUGAAGAUGCGGUUUCAGCCAAAGUGUUGGGGAAGAAUAGUGAUUAUUAUGGUGUUGGACUAUGGGUACUGGCUUCAUUCAUUAACCAUUCAUGUAAUCCUAAUGCAAGGCGUUUGCAUGUGGGGGAUUAUGUGAUGGUUCAUGCUUCAAGAGAUGUCAAGGCAGGUGAAGAGUUUACGUUUGGGUAUUAUGAUGCGCUUACGCCAUUGGGCAAGCGCAAGGAAAUGUCAAAGACAUGGGGUUUUCAGUGCAAUUGCAAGCGGUGCAAGUUUGAGGAGGAAAUGUGGGGAAAACAAGAGAUCAGAGAGAUUGAGAUGGGUCUUGAAAGGGGGAUGAUGGAUGUGGGUGGUGCAGUCUACAGGUUAGAGGAAGGUAUGAGGAGAUGGGUGGUGAGGGGGAUGGAGAAGGGCUACCUGCGGGCGUCCUUCUGGUCUGCAUAUUCUGAGACCUAUGGUUCAGAAAAGUCCAUGAAGCGGUGGGGAAGGCGGAUUCCGACCAUGGAUGUGGUGGUGGAUAGUGUCCUGGAAGUAGUCGGAAGUGAUGAGAGGUUAGUGAAGGUGCUGGUUGAAGGAUCGAAGAAAACUAAUGGGUCGGCGGACAUGGAGAGGGGUUUGAAGUUGGGAAGAGGAGUUUACGGAAAGGCGAUUAAGAAACAAGCAUUAAGGGCUCUACUCGAGCUUGGCUUUCAUUAGCAUUUCUCUCAUCUUUUUUAAUUUUAUUAACUAAAAGAAGUUUCUUUUG